Molecule: messenger RNA, 1209 nt
Organism: Bolinopsis microptera
Lineage: Eukaryota; Metazoa; Ctenophora; Tentaculata; Lobata; Bolinopsidae
Exons: 3
Coding region: 616-927 (103 amino acids)
Source: RefSeq, a predicted model, not a curated record
UGUUGAGACUAUAGACUAUAAGUUCAGCUGUCCCUUUUAUAGAGCUGCUCCAGUUCACUAACAUCCAGUUCUCCUUGUUGGGACUAUAGACUAUAAGUUCAGCCGUCCCUUUUAUAGAGCUGCUCCAGUUCACUAACAUCCGGUUCUCCUUGUUGAGACUAUAGACUAUAAGUUCAGCUGUCCCUUUUAUAGAGCUGCUCCAGUUCACUAACAUCCAGUUCUCCUUGUUGAGACUAUAGACUAUAAGUUCAGCUGUCCCUUUUAUAGAGCUGCUCCAGUUCACUAACAUCCAGUUCUCCUUGAACCUCUGGAACAUCAUUAUGUGUGUACCCAGACAUACGCUCCUUCUUUUAUUUUACUUUAUUUUCGUUAUUUUUAUAAUUUGUAUUGCUACUGAGGUCGUUCUCCAUAGCUUAAUUUUUUUUAAUUAAAAAAAAGAAGUUUUAUCAACGAAUAUUUCUGGACACAGUUCUUAAAGCAAUACUGUUUUAGAUUAUAUUAACAAUUUCUUAACCGGUGUAUCCGCGAUCUGUAUUAUCAUAUCGAUACCACCUUUCUUUCAUACUCAUGAAAUCAAUAUAACAAUCACAAUAGAUAUUACAAGAAGCUAUAAUUAUGAUGAUGAAGUUUGUGGCAGUAUUUCUACUCGUGGCUGUAUCUUAUGGACAAGAAUGUACAGAUAAUGUCGGAACAGAAUUUUGUGAGGGUUACCUGGCAUUGGGUGGCAAGUGCGACAAGUACAUGACACCAAGUUGUCAAAAAACGUGUGGUGACUGCCCGCUAGCUGCACCAUGUCUUGAUACCUUGGAGGCUCUGAGUCCUGGGACUUGUGGAGGCUUUGUAGCAAUGUACCAGGGAAACUGCAAGGGAAACUCAAACUCAAAAUAUCUAUUGGAACAGUGCGCUAAAACUUGCGGUGUCUGCUAACUGGGUGCUAAGUGCUGAUGAUAACGCGAUCACGUGAUGACGUGAUGGUGGAGGGUACGAGGAUAGAGACAAUUAUUCAUUGUUAUCUUAAUCAAUGAGUACAAUUAGUUGAUUUCUGUAAUCAUAGCUUACAAUUUUAAAAUGUGUUUAAAACGAUUCCUUAUUACUUUACUAUACUAUUCUUCUUUUCCUGUAUUUGAUGGUAUUAGCAUUUGCAUUUGUCUUAUGUAUCUGUCUUAUUUGUUUAAAUUAAACAUAAUGUUAUCACAGAUACAGCAAUCA